ACGACGUCACCAUACAGUCUGCAUGCACCGGGCACGAUGCUGUUGCGUAAACGAUUUUAACUAUUAAAAGCACGUUUGUAAUCUUACAAACACUGUAUAUAAUGUCGCUGGCUCGAUAUGUGCCCCCUCAAGACGCGCGCACUGCCGACUGGCUUGGCCACGGUAACUGGAGACUGCUGUUUUACAUUCUUGGAUUGUACAUCGGCAUCGUAAAAGUACUUCUCCCGCAGUAUAUGAUUAACCGAAAGGAAUACAAACUUCUAGGCGUUAUACGCACGUAUAAUUUCCUACUGAUCAUUGUCAAUGUGUUUUUCCUGUAUAACCUUGGCACGAAGACCUACUUUGGUGGCGGGUACAGCUGGUUCUGUCAGGGUCUGGAUAGGACUAACCCAGACCUGAGCAUCCUGCGGAUCAACUACAGCUAUAUGUUUGUGCGAAUGUUCGAGUUUCUCGAUACGGUGUUUUUUGUGCUGCGUAAGAAAUACAGCCAGGUUACUUUCCUGCACGUAUCGCAUCAUUGCCUUGCUAUCAUCUUGCCGUGGUGCGGGAUCCAAUACGGAAUCGACGGCCAGGCCUGUUUGAUGGUCGUGUUCAAUAUGACGGAACAGAUCCUUAUGUACACAUACUAUUUUCUGUCAUCAUUUCCAUUCUUUCGACCAUAUCUCGGCUGGAAACGCUAUCUCACUCUAUUUCAAAUCGUGCAGUUUGCCGUUAUCGGCAUUCAUAUGACCUUGCCACUAUUAUAUGAUUGCAACUAUCCCAUUUUGAACUCACUCACUGUGGUAACGGCAUUUGUGUAUUUCUUUUUAAUGUUCCUUGUAUUUUAUCUCAGUACGUAUAGAAAGAGGAGCUUAAGUGCAUCAAAAUGUUCACUAGAACUACAAGAAAUUGAUCAAUCACGGAAAAUUACCUAGAAACCUUUUCAUAACGGAUACGAUACGUAAUAGCAUAGAAACUACAAGUGGAAAAACGGAACUGAAAGGACACGUUCGGAUUGUAAGAAAAUGGUAAUUCGUUAGUCAAGGUGUGGAUGUCUGUCUUUAACUCUAUGAAGUGUGAUUAGAUUGAUUUAAUUCAAGCCUAGCUGAUCUACUGGUAAAAUACAAACUAAAAACACCUUUAUUUAAAAAUAUGUGAUACAAUAAUCAGUCAUUUGUCCAAUCUCAUAACAAUAUUUGAACUAUAUGUAAACAAUGAAGAAAUUAUUAUGCUGUUCGGUCCAAACAACUAUGAAUAAGCACAUUUAGGUCUCACCGCCAUGAACGUAAUUUGGCCGAAAAUCAAAUAGAAUAUUAGAAGUAAUAUUUAGAUCAUGAAACGCAUAAAAUUCAUCUGGAUCAAACACUCCCUGUAUUCUUCCAUAUAUUUCAUUUAUUCUUAAAAAAAUACAUGUGUGUGGUUUAUUGAUGCGUGCUGCACAUUUCGAUUGUAAGAGAAAUAAAUGAAGAUUGUAAACCAUUAUGAAGUGCCUCUGUUAUUCCACGGGGCGUCUUAGGUUCAUAAAUAUAUAUAUAAAUAUAAAUGUAAAAUAAACAUAAAUAUACAUAUUAUAGAAACAUUUGUCCCGCUUAGGGUUUUACCGGGUUAGUACCGCGCUUUGCGAUGUUUUAAUCUUGGCAAUCGUUCUAUUCGUGGUCACCGAUGUUAGUUCUGAUCCAGUGCUUUACCACAAUAACAGCGCAAGCGAUGAACCCUUACGUAAGUACAACAUUAUGCCACUACACGGUCAUUCAUUCAAUGCUCAUAGUAUAAUAGAUAAAUGUAUGCAAACUAUGUUCGUGGGAUCUCCUUAAGGUCACGUGCAUACGUGGCCUUAUGGAAAGAGGGGUACAAAAUAUCAGAGACGUGCCUUCGAUUCUCAAAUGUCGCUGCGCUUCCAGUAAACAAUGUACAAAUUUCUAUUGCUCGUUUUGUACUUACCAUACUUCAGCUACUUCCUUAUUAAAAGCUCAUCGUGAGGGAUAUACAUUUGCGGAAGUGACAGCCAUUUAAAGAUUGUUAUACACGUAGUAUGAGCAUUAGGUGUGGUGAAUACCUUGUAAACCAACGAGCGAUAAUUUGCCUGCCUUUUUUCUAUCUUUCUUUCGCGUUUAUCCGUUGAAAUCACUAUCCAUCCAAAAUUUUCGAUGGGAUACUUCCGAGCCCUUUUUAUUACUCACUUACCCUGCAACUACUUGCAACAUUAUUGAAUAGUCAAAUAUAGAGUAUUUUUGAUUUCUACUUUUCUUCUAUAUGGAUUAUAGUAUCGAUGCUAUUUUCAACGUCCUAAGCGCUACAAGAUUUCGUUGUGUGACAGUAUCUGAGUGACACGGCGCUAAUCAUCCUGAUGUUUUGGCGAUUCCACCUCUCUGACACUUGUUUUGCACAGGGGGCAUCUGCUUGGUGGAGCCUGAUCUUAGUUGUCCUUUCUAACGUCCCGGUUAUGGGGCCUUCACUGAAAGCUAAAUUUUACAUCAUUCUCUACAUGUUCUAAAAACCCAAACUUAAACUUAUCAGAAUAAUUCAGCAAGAUAAUUUCGAACACCAUCCAGAAAAGCGCUGCCACGUUCUAAUACUAUUUUUAAGCUUUAGAAUUUUCUUACGAUGAAAUAAAUUUAUUAUAAAUAUAAAUAUUUUUAUCACGAAAAUAUUUUUAGGCAAUCCCACGGCAACUUCUUGAGCUGGUAUAAAGUUCCGCCGCAAAAGUGCUAUUAUUUUUUAUGCAUUAGUUUUACAUCUCUUGGUACACGUAAGAUUAGUUUACUUUGUCAACGAUAACUAGAGCUUACAGUUUGUACAUUAGAUUUCGACUUACGAGAUUUUGUAGACAUUUUUACGAAAAGUCUAUAUGAAUUGUUGUUAUAAGCAACAUCUAACGAUCAACCCCAUUUUUGAUAAGCACUAUGAAAAGUAACACUGUAACAGAAAGAAAAUCCUCAAAAAAUCAGCGUGAAGGUGACAACCUACAUUUUAUGUUUAUUCCGUCUAAUUUUAUUAGAUUUGCAAACAUCUGGACAUACUAGAGAAAAAGCAUGAGAAAAAGUAGCCAAAUUAGAUGGAAUACGAAGCUUCUGUAUACGUAGCUACUUUACUGAAAUUACCUGGAAGAUGACAGAAAUCAUUUUUUUACUAAGACGUCUCUCUACACGCAGUAUACUACAUUUCGGAUUUUGGAGCAUACGUAGCACUCUUUUUCAACCGUUUCUUUUGUACUUUUGAGUUGAAAGAAAUAAUGUGUAAAUAUCAAAAUUUUCCGAGCCUACUCAGAUUAAUGUUUCAUUUCAAGUCUGGUUCAUUUUUGGCCGAAUUGGUGGCCUAAAAUCACUUUUAAAAAAUAAUAUUGUUAAUUAAACUUACAUCUAUUUAUGAAAACCACACCGUACGCGGAACAAGAAUUCUGACCUACAUCUUCAGGUUCUUGUUACUGGAAAAACUUUUCCGGUACUUGUUGUUAGUAGUGGUUGAAGUUUUUAGCUGUCCUACAGGCGUAUUGUUGACUUAGGAGGAACGACGACGUUGAACCUUGGCUGCCCAAACUUUCACAAUAAGAUAUAUGUAUGUAUAUAUAUAUAUAUAUAUAUAUAUAUAUAUAUAUACUGUAAUUUAUCUGCUAUAUUCACUGUAGAACCUGAAUUAAUGCGCGCGUUAAAUUUAACUCUGACCAACCUCUCCGAUGGUUGAUGGGUCCAACUUAGCCCUCCAAUUGAAUCCAACCAUCUUAGCCUUGUAUAAUAAACACAACAAUAACAAACAAAAAAAGGAAAAUCUCCGUCGUCGUGUUUGUAUGCAAAAGAUCAUCGAACUUACUUGCAGGCUCGUGACUUUACCAGCUCAG
Varroa destructor (honeybee mite) is the source of this 3814-nucleotide messenger RNA. RefSeq names its product elongation of very long chain fatty acids protein 4-like. The record is from RefSeq and is a predicted model, not a curated record. NCBI's taxonomy places the organism in Eukaryota, Metazoa, Arthropoda, Arachnida, Mesostigmata, Varroidae.